Messenger RNA from Cyprinodon variegatus (sheepshead minnow), 12375 nucleotides. RefSeq names its product lysosomal trafficking regulator (gene lyst). The coding region runs from base 283 to 11463 and encodes 3726 amino acids. The transcript is spliced from 53 exons. Gene Ontology annotation, molecular function: protein kinase binding. NCBI's taxonomy places the organism in Eukaryota, Metazoa, Chordata, Actinopteri, Cyprinodontiformes, Cyprinodontidae. Gene Ontology annotation, cellular component: membrane; cytosol. The record is from RefSeq and is a predicted model, not a curated record. Gene Ontology annotation, biological process: intracellular protein localization.
GAACUCCAGUUUUUUAGCGGGCGGAGACAGAGGGAGCUGCCUUGCAGCCAACGCUGAGGGUAAAAUCACCCAGAGGCUGCUUAGUGCUGAACGAAGUCUAGCUGCUUUCUAGCUGCCUUUCACUCACCAAGGACUUUUUAAAACGGGCUAAACGGCGCAGUGAGGAAUGAAUUUGCAAUGAAAGACUCGGGAGAACCUCUGGGGCUUUUUCCGGGGCGCUUCCAGCCUCCUGGGGGAUAAAAAGGAUCGCUGUGAAUCCCUGACUUCCCUGGAGGAGCAGUCAUGGCCCAUCUGCAGCACACCGACCUGUCAUAUGCGUGGGAAAAGUACAUGGACUGCAGGCUGCAGGGAGCUGAUCUGCAGAUCAGCCUUCAGAGUCUGGAGAAUUUCCUCUGUCUCUUCCACUACGUGCAGCACCACCCCGAUAGCGGCACCAAAGAUGCACUAAAAUUCUGCUCAGACAUGAGUGGAGCCAGUAACACACUGGCCAGGGAAUUUCUGACUGAUGUUCACCAGCUAUGCAGUGCAGUGGCCCAGAGAGCUGAGGCACGGGAUGAAGAUGAGGAGGAGAGUCACAUGGUGGCGCUGGGCGAGUACCUGGUCAGGGGACGGGGCUUCUUGUUGCUUAGCACCCUGGAUGCUAUCAUUGAUCAGGAGCUGACUUGUCGAGAAGAGCUGCUAACUCUGCUGCUGUCGCUGCUUCCUCUGGUCUGGAAGAUUCCUGUUCAAGAGGAAAAAGCCCCAGAUUUCACCCUGCCAUCCCUAAUUGAAGUAUUCCUUAGCCGGGAGGUUAAGGCUGUUCCACUCAGGACAGGCCAGAAGGCUGCAACAGAUGAGCAGAGCUCUGGAAAGAGGUCCCGUGUUGGCAGCGGAACCUUGAAGUCACGGAGAUCACGCAGGACGUUGCAGAGAUAUUCUGUGAAAGAUGCUCGCAAGUCCCAAGUCUCCACUUCAGAUUCAGACGCCAACUCUGAUGACAGAACGGUUGGGGGCUCAAGUGGGGUGAGGAGCCGGAGACCACACGGGUCCACCGUCCAGGUGAGCUGUCAGUAUCAUCGCUCUGAGGCCUCGCACUUGACAUCUACCGCCACCAACACUACAGAAACCAUGAGUGCACCGUAUCCCCACCCAAGAGCCCCUGGAUCUCAGAUGGUUGACAAUGAAACCUUGACUGACCCGGCUGCAAUAUCCAUUUUCAACCGCAUGGAGAACUCGCCCUUUGAUCUGUGUCACGUGUUGCUUUCUCUGUUAGAGAAGGUAUGCAAGUUUGACAUGAACAUAAGUCACAACCCCGGUCUGGCCAUCAGUGUCGUACCAACGCUCACAGAGAUCUUGACGGAGUUUGGGGACUGCUGUGGUCCAGGGGGGGGACGGGGAGUUGGGGCUGAAGAACUUGCUGGAGGAUGGACAGAGGAGCCGAUUGCACUGGUUCAAAGAAUGCUACUACGCACCAUCUUGCACUUGAUGUCUGUGGAUAUAAGUCAAAGUGACAAACUUCCAGACAGCCUGAGAAGAAGUUUAACAGACUUGCUGCGAGCAACCCUCAAAAUCCAAAGCUGUUUGGAGAGACAGAAUAACCCUUUUGCCCCACGUCAAAAAAAGACUUUGCAGGAGGUCCAGGAUGAUUUUUCCUUUUCCUGUUAUCGCCAUAGAGUUCUGCUGCUUCCUGAGCUUUUAGAAGGAGUACUACAAGUUCUUCUGAGUUGCCUCCAGGCUUCAACAUCCAACCCCUUUUUCUUUAGCCAGGCUCUUGAGCUCAUUCAUGAAUUUGUCCAGCACCGUGGCCUUGACCUCUUUGAGGCCACAGUUCUCCGGUUGGAAGGACUCAGCAGGACAAGUUCUGACGUAGGCAGAGAAGCUUCAGAGCGGUUACGGGCUCUCAUUGCAGGCGUCUUCAAAAUAAUCAGUGCUAUCAAGAAAGCAAAGUCAGAGCAGCUUCACCAGUCAGUUUGCGCGCGUCGCCGGCACCGUCGCUGCGAGUAUUCCCAUUUCCUGCAUCACCACAGAGACCUGUCAGGACUGCCUGUCUCUGCCUUCAUGCAAACAGCCAGACGCAACCCCUUUGAGGAGGAUGGGGAGAGCUCAGAAGGAACUGAGGGGGAUACCGUGCGUUACCCGGAGAGAUGCUGCUGCCUAGCUGCCUUCGCCCACCAGUGCUUGCGGCUCCUGCGGCGCCUCUCGCCCAGUGGGCCAUCUGUGCUCCAGGUAUUAGCUGGGAUUCAAGCCGUGGGAAUCUGCUGUUGUAUGGACCCUCGCUCAGUAGUAGGACCUCUUUUACAUGCUUUCCAAGCUCCAGGUCUUCGUAGUUACCAGUCCCAUGUGCUGUGUGUCCUCUGUCGGCUCAUUUUAGACCAGCUCGGUGGGGGUCAGCCUUCAGAAAAAGCUAAACUGGCCUCUUGUAAUAUCUGUACUCUGGACAGCAGCCAACUUCCAAGUCUGGAGGAGACAUUGCAACAAGGAGAACCUUCAACUGUUUCUAGCAGUUUUUGUUACCGCUCCCAAGGCAUCCUGCCUAGUGGAGGGGGGGCUGAGGACAUGCUGUGGAAGUGGGAUGCCCUAGAGGCCUACCAGGAGCUAGUAUUUGGGGAGGACUGGCAGCUGAGCCAGCAGAUAGCUGGCCAUGUGUGCCAUCUAACACUACGGGGCAAUGCUAUAGUGCAGUGGCAACUUUACACGCACAUUUUCAACCCUGUUCUGCAAAGAGGGGUUGAGGUGGUUCACCAUGCCCAGCAGCUGGGGGUUUCUACCGUCUGCACUCAGGUCUGCAGCUACCACACACAGUGCCUGCCUGUGGAGGUCCUACUCAUCUACCUGCAAACAUUACCAGCACUUCUCCGAUCAAGAGUUGUCAGAGACCUUUUCAUCAGUUGUAAUGGCCUUAAUCAGGUGACGGAGCUCGUCUACCUUGACCAGACUCGCUCUUUGGCUUUGAAAGUGUUUGAAACUCUGAUAAUAGGAACUGGACAUCAGCAGGGUGAUGGGCUUCUUCAUGAACUAGAGAGUGCUGACGCCAAAGAAAGGGAGGCUAUCCUAGGCCUGGCUGAGGAACUGGGGUCCCGGGGGGUCGGGGAAGGCCCACAGAGCCUCAGCAAGUUCUAUGAAGGCCUAAAGGAGGCGUAUCCACGUCAAAAAAGCCGUACUGGACAGAACCACGGAAGAAGUAGAACUGAGACCCACCUACACGUCAUCAACCUUUUCCUUUGUGUGGCCUUCCUCUGUGUCAGCAAAGAGGCCGAUUCUGAUCGGGAUUCUGCCAAUGACUCCGAAGACACUUCAGGUUAUGACAGUACAGCAAGUGAACCUCUUGGAGGACGCCUGCCUUAUCUGUCUCCAGACAGUGUUGCUUUGCCCUCUAAAGAACAGCUGCGGCGUGCUGCAGACGUCUGGUCCGUGUGUCGCUUCAUCUACAUGGCCAGCCCUCUCUUCCAAAGGCAGUUCUUUAGACUUGGUGGAUUGGACGUGUGCUUGCGCCUCAUGGCAAUGGUUAUCCAAAAACUCUAUUGUAAGACCAAAGAUGGGAAAGCAAAGAAGAAGAGAGAGGGUAAAGGGAAAGGCAGCCCAGACUCUACAGCUCAGGUUGCUUCUCUAGGAUCUGAAGAUCCCUCCUGUGAGUCAGGAGAUUUCCAGAGUGUGGCUCCGACUGAGGGGAAGACCAAAGAUCCAGGGAAAAGGAUGGAUGACCAGUGGCAACUUCAAAGUAUCCGUCUUCUUGAGGCCUUGCUGGCCAUUUGUCUGCACAGCUCUAACUCGGCCAUGCAGAGAAUAGAACCGGAGCUUUCUUAUCAGCUUCAAUCUGUUGAGGAGACCCUGUUCGAGGUGAGGGACCAGCUGUCACGUUCAGGAGUGGUGAACUCUGACCUCGCCGUGCCCCUGUUCGACUCUCUGCUGAGAGUUGCCUUGGCUCAGGUGUCUUCAUGCACCGAUACAUCCGAGGAGAAACCAGAGAGGAAGCUCCAGGUGUUUGCUGAGGGGGCGGCUCCAGCAGGAGAUCUGUCCGAGGAGGUGGAUGAGGUGCAGAGCUGCAGCGUCAGGCUCCCGGGGGAGGAGGAGGGCUACGACGCCGAUAGCGAAAGCAACCCGGAGACCAUGAAGCAGCAGGAAGAGGGAGGAAAGCUGGAGCCUGCUGGUUUACGUGAGUUUGCAGCGACAGCGGAGGAUGGGCCGGAGCGCGGCAUGCUGCUGUUCCCUGAGAUUUGCACGAUGGAGCUGCAGCUUCUUGCCUCUGGCUCCCCGGACUUGGAGGUUCUCGGUCAUGUGUUUCACAGCCUACUGGGCGCCGUUCACGCCAACCGCCACAAUGCCGCCUUACUCUAUGAGCAGGGAGGAGUCAAAACCAUCCUUUGCAGCUUUCACAACAUCCUCAGUCAAACAGACCCCUCCUUUAAAGAUUGCCAGACCGUCUUGGUUGAGCUGCUGGUUGCCAUGGUGAGCCAGCGCAUUACGGCAGAGGAGCUGGCACUAUUGAUCCGCCUCUUCCUGGAGAAAACCCCACCCACAGCUGUAUUACUGAAUGGUAUCUUACAAAUUGUUGAAGCCAACAUGGACAUGGAGCCUCUCCACUUCCUGACUUUUCCAAUACUCCAUGGGGUUUCAACACCCGCCGGCUCAUCCCCUGGCUCCAGGCAGGUCAGUGCUGCCGGAGGCAAAGGCGUCAAUCUGCUGUGGAAGGGUAAACUUUCUCCUGGUCGCAGGGAAGGGGAACCAGACUACCAUCCGGGCCACCUUUGGUCUUCUCCAUGGCACAUGGCGCCUCUCCACCUUCCUCUAGUGGGGCAGAACUGCUGGCCCCACAUGGCCCCCGGCUUCAGUGCCUCAAUGUGGCUACGGGUGCCUGAGCUCGCAGAGAAGAGUGCGGACAACGAAGAAGACAUCCGCCCUGCAUCAGAGUCCCAUCCCGUUUUGUCUCAGACUGGAACAAAAUCAACAGAAGAAAGCCUUGUUCAUAUUCUCUCCAUGGGCUCCAAGGCACUGAUGCUCCAAGUGUGGGCAGACCUCUCUAAAUGCUCUCUGACAUUCAGGAUUUGUAUUGACCCAAAUGACGAGAUAAAGGCAGGACUGUUGGCACAGGCAGAGUCAGGAGAGGGACUGUUCAAACGAGGGCAAUGGCAGCACCUGGGCCUCACUUACAGCCAGCAGCCAGAGGGCAAGAAGAACAUCCACAGCCGUGUCGUCGUGUGGGUGUGUGGCAUCUGGAAAUGUGAGGUUUUUCUGGACUACACUUUGCCUCGUAAGUCCAGUUUAUCGUCUGACAGUAACAAAACCUUCUGCAUGUUGGGCCAUUGCACCGUAUCAUCUGAGGAACUGGUGAAGCCGACAGGACGGUGGUCCAUGGGCACUGUGCUUCUCUUUAAUGGGUCCAGAAUCGGAUCGGAGGAGGCUUUCUUCCUCUACUCCAGUGGACCAGACCUCACGUCAAUCAUGCCUUGUAAAUACGGCAAGUCGAGUGGAUCAAUAUCCAAGUUCGUCUCCCAAGAAGGCCUUAGGUGUGAACAUGUCAGAGAGAUCCUGAUGAAGAACAAGGACAUCGACACAACAGCGUUGGUUGAAAGCUUGGCAAUAGUCUAUACCCCCAGCAGCCCAAGAGUCUACACAAUAUAUGAGCCUGUGAUCAGACUGAAAGGUCAGGCCAAGACGGUGGUCACCCAGCGGCCCUUCAGCUCCAAAGAGGUGCAAAGCAUCUCCCUGGACGCAAACGCCUUUAGAUCUCUGCUUCCUACUGAAACCCACGGCCUGCAGAGUGUCCUCCACAAGAUCGGAGGAACGGGGAACUUUGUCUUCCUCUUUGCACAGACGGUGGAGCUGAGUGACUGCGAGAAGACCCAGGCUCUGGCCCUGCGAGUGCUGCUGUCUCUCUGCAAGCACAACCAACACCGCAUCCAUGAGAUGGACUGUUACCAUGGUUACUCCAUGAUCCAUCAGGUUCUCAUCAAAUCCAAAUGCAUCGUGGGAUAUCAUAUGCUGAAAACUCUUCUGGAUGGUUGUUGCAGUGGAUCGGUUCUCCUCCUUGGGGACGAUGGUCAGUUUCGAUUUGACACCGAGUCUGCGGCUGUGGUUCAGGAUACGAGGCUCCUCUCACAUAUUCUGCUGGAUUGGAAGAUUUGGGCCAAGGCUGAGUUUGGCGUUUGGGAAGCACUACUUGCUGCUUUAGAGAUCCUCAUCAGGGUGCAUCACCCAUAUCAGGUCUACAACAUCCGCCAGUUCCUGAACGCUGAAAUCGUGCAUCGUUUCCUGCUCACCUGCCAGGUGUUACAGGAGCACCGGGAUGACCAUCUGAAAGCCAUCCCACAGGACGUGUGUUUGUCCUUCAUCAAAAUCAUUCAGGAGGUACUGGGCUCUCCUCCAGACAUGGAUCUACUGAAGCUCAUCUGUAACUUCCUGCUGGCCGUUCACCCGCCCACCAACACCUAUGUCUGCCACACCCCAUCCAGCUUCUACUUCUCUUUGCACAUUGAUGGGAAGCUCUACCAGGAAAAGGUGCAGUCCAUUAUGUACUUAAGACGCUCCAACAGCGGAGGGAAGUCUGCCAGCAGCUCGGUCAUGUCGCUCUCCCCGACGGUUUUCACCGAUGGUCCCCAUGAAGGCCAUCUCCACGCUCCUUCUCCUGAACACGGCGGCGAUGAUCAGUCCUUACGGCCCCCCAGCUUUGGUCUUUCUCCUUACUCCUCACCUCUGGCGACUCCUCGACUCGGCCACGGCAGCUCCAGUGAAGCGACCGAAGGAGACAACGGCUCCUUCACCUCUCAGCAAGCGCUCGGCAGCACAGAGACGCUCAAGAAGAUCGGAGGGGACGAGCAGCUCCUGAGCAGCUGCGAAUCGGCCAAGACGAUCUGUGACUCCAAGGAGAUGGAGGAGGGUUCUGCUCCUCGCACCCCAUCCAUCAGCGUGGAGGAGGAGCGGGACGAAGCAGCAGAGGUUGACAGCUUGGCAGAGGGCAGCGUGGGGGUGGUAGAGUCUGAGGAGUGGGCUGGCGAGGAGGCGCCGCGCCGCCCUGACAGUCUUAAGGGAAUCCAGUCCUUCCAGAGGAGCCACAGCAACCUGACCAGUCUGGGUCUGGCCUUCCCAUUCCCUAACGGUUCUCUGGCAGUCGCCCGCUGGCCCAGCGCAGCAGACCGAGCAUCCAUGCCUGAAGACUGGGAGAGCUACACCUACUCUCCCGGCUCUGACAGAACUCACAGCAAGACUGAGCCCAACGACAGGUCCAGCACAGAGGAUUGCUUGGUGCUGAUCUGCUGUGGACUCUAUGACCUUCUGAGGGGCGUCCUGCUGCUGCUGCCUGACCUCAUGCUGGAGGAGGUAAUGGACAAACUCAUCCAACCAGAGGCUCUCAUCGUCUUAGUCAAUCAUCCCUCACCUCUCGUCCAGCAAGGAGUCAUGAAGCUACUAGACGCCUAUUUCAGCAGAGCGCUCAAAGAACAGAAGGAGAAGUUCCUGAAGAACCAUGGCUUCUCCCUGCUGGCCAACCAGCUGUACAUCCACCAGGGGAGCCAGGGGCUUCUGGAAUGCUUCCUGGAGAUGCUGUUUGGACGACCCAUGGGUUUAGAGGAAGAUCUUGACCUGGAGGAAAUGGAAAAUAUCUCACCUUUCAGAAGGCGCUGCAUCAUCCCAGUGUUGGGUCUUAUUGAAAACUCGCUGUAUGAGAACUCCUUGGUGCACAACAUCCUUUGUAUGCUGCUGCAGCUCGUCAAUGCCUGCCCCAAGCUGGCAGACAUCCUGCUGGAUCACGGGCUGCUCUACGUGCUCUUUAACACCCUAUCGACCCUUAACGGCAUGGAGAAUGGUAUUCCCCUGAAUGAUUACAAGCUCCUGGUGUGUGACAUCCAGCAGAUGUUAGUCGCUGUGACUAUCCACUCCUGCAGCUCUUCUGGGUCUCAGUACUUCCGCAUCAUAGAAGACCUCAUUACGCUGCUGGGUUUCAUGCAAACCAGCAAGAUGAGACGCACGCAGGAAAUGGCUGUGGCCCUGCAGUUCAGAGUCCUCCAGUCGGCCAUCGAGUUCAUAAAGACGACGGCCAACCAGGAGCCUGCGAAGCUGAGCAGUGCCGUCAACACACCCACCUCUCCGCAUCACGCCAAAUAUCAGAAGCGAAGGAGCAUUGCAGGCCGGCGUCGGUUCUCUCUGGCCCAGACUGACUCCCUCCUGAUGCGGAUGCGCUCCGUAGCCAGCGAUGAGCUCCACCAGAUGAUGCAGAGGAGGAUGAGCCAGGAGAACCCGAUCCGAGCAAGUGAGACCGAGUUUGUCCAACGCCUGCAGAGGCUUGUGGUUCUCGCUGUCAACAGGCUGAUCUACAACGAUGUGAGUGAGGACUUGUUCGACCUGCUGAACAUCCCAGACUCCCCAGACCAUCACAUCUUCACGCCAGAGCCAGGCGAUCAAGCCCACGACGACAGCAGCUCGUCCUCCAUCCCUCACUCUCCGAUCCCUUUUAUUCUUCCCCAUGCGAGCAAGAAGAGUUUUCAGAAGGACAUCCUGAAGCUGAUGACGGAUGGGAUCAAAAUCAGUCUGGGCAGCACUGGUCGGGGUGGAGCGCCAAAUCACCAGUGGCGGAGGAUCCUCUGGUCCUGCAGGGACACAUUCAGGGUGCAAAUCGGCCGUCUGCUGGUGCACACGCUCAGCCCAUCACUUCCACUACAGGACCGAAAAGAGGCGCUUGACUUUGUUUUUGAUCACAAGCAUAUCGAUAUCCUGAAGGAGAGCCUCAGCCCCGGACUAGAGCACGGACCAAAACUGUCACUAUACCUGUACGAGAUGUUGCACGAUCACAAAGACGAGCUCACUAAAGAAGAGCAAAGUGCAGUGGGUGUCUUCAUGACCUCGCUUAAGCUCUGCGGCCAUCGCUGCAUCCCGCCCAACGCUCCACACAAACACGAUCUGCUCAAAGCUAUAAAGGAGGAAAAACUCAAGUAUGAAGCGGAAGAGAAAACGAGUAAAGCUGCGUGGGAAAAGAAAAUGGCUCACGCACAGAAGAAUCUAAUCCAGAGGCUUGAUGGAAAAUCCAAGGAUAUUUCCAAGAUUGCGGCUGAUAUUACUCAGAAUGUGUCUCUGCGGCAAGGCAUGGAGAGGAAAAAGGUCAUCCAGCACAUCAGGGGUCUGUACAAGACGGAGCUGAGCGCCAGCCGCCACUGGCAGGAGCUGGUUCAGCAACUCACACACGAUCGGGCUGUUUGGUACGACCAGACGUCCUACCCAACGUCAUGGCAGCUGGAUCCCACUGAAGGCCCAAACCGAGAGAGGCGGCGGCUGCAGAGGUGCUACCUCACCAUCCCAAACAAAUACCUGCUCAAAGACAGACGGAAACCUGAAGACGCAGUGAAGCCGCCUCUGUCCUUCCUAUUUGAGGAUAAGACUCACUCCUUCUUCUCCUCCACUGUGAAAGACAAAGCCACCAGCGAGUCCAUCAGGUUCACCAGACGGUGCACCAGUGUCGCCCCCUCCAGAGAGACGGCAGGAGAGUUGCUGCUGGGAAAGUCAGGGAUGUACUUUGUGGAGGACAACGCCGCUGAUGCUCGCGACAGCCAGAUUCUUCAGGGAGAGACGGAGGCGCCAUCUUUCUCCUGGACGUACGAGGAAAUCAAGGAGGUGCACAAGAGAUGGUGGCAGCUGAGAGACAACGCACUGGAGAUAUUUCUGACGAACGGCAGGACGUUGCUGUUAGCCUUCGACAACACCAAGUUCCGAGACGACGUCUACCACAACAUCCUGACCUCUGACCUUCCCAACCUGUUGGAGCAUGGGAACAUCUCAGCACUCACCCAACUGUGGGGCUCCGGUCAGAUCACAAACUUUGAGUACCUCACCCAUCUCAACAAGCACGCCGGCCGCUCCUUCAACGACCUCAUGCAGUACCCGGUGUUCCCCUUCAUCCUGAGCGACUACAGCAGCGAGACCAUCGACCUGCAGGACACAAACAUCUACAGGAAUUUAAGCAAACCCAUUGCAGUUCAAUCGAAAGAAAAAGAGGACCGAUACGUCGAUAAUUACAAGUAUCUGGAGGAGGAGUACAAAAAGGGAAUCCGUGAGGACGACCCCAUGCCUCCGGUGCAGCCUUACCACUACGGCUCGCACUAUUCCAACAGUGGCACGGUUCUGCACUUCCUGGUCCGAAUGCCCCCGUUCACCAAGAUGUUUCUCGCCUACCAGGACCAGAGCUUUGAUAUCCCGGACCGGACGUUUCACUCGAUGAACACCACGUGGCGCCUGUCCUCCUACGAGUCCAUGACUGACGUGAAGGAGCUCAUCCCAGAGUUUUUCUACCUCCCAGAAUUCCUGGUCAACAGAGAAGGUUUUGAUUUCGGGGUUCGUCAGAACGGCGAUCGGGUGAACCAUGUGAAUUUACCACCAUGGGCGCGCAAUGACCCUCGUCUGUUCAUCCUGAUUCACCGCCAAGCCCUGGAGUCUGAGCACGUCUCCCAAACACUCUGUCAGUGGAUCGACCUGGUGUUCGGACUCAAGCAGAAAGGCAAAGCGGCAGUCCAGGCCAUCAACGUCUUCCACCCAGCUACUUAUUUUGGCAUGGAUGUAUCCGCUGUAGAAGACCCAGUUCAGCGUCGUGCUCUGGAGACGAUGAUCAAAACAUACGGCCAGACACCCAGGCAGCUCUUCAACGCCACUCACAUCAGCAGGACUGCCCCGAAACUCUUGAUGGAGGGUGAGCUCCCAGCAGCCAUGGGGCUCCUGGUGCAGCUCGCUUUCAGAGAAACACGGGAACAGCCAAAGGAAAUCGUCUGCCCGAGCCCACUGCCCUGGAUCAAAGGCCUAAAGUGGGGUGAGUACGUAGGCUCUCCCUCUGCGCCCGACCCGGUGGUAUGCUUCAGUCAGCCGCAUGGGGAAAGGUUCGGAUCCCUGCUGGCCCUGCCGACUCGAGCAAUCUGUGGUCUGUCCCGCAACUUCUGCCUCAUGAUGAUCUACAGCAAAGAGCAGGGUGUGAGGAGCAUGCACAGCACAGACAUCCAGUGGUCGGCUAUCUUGAGCUGGGGAUACGCGGACAACAUAUUAAGGCUUAAGAGCAAGCAGAGCGAACCGCCCAUCAACUUCAUCCAGUGUUCACAACUUCACCAGGUGACCAGCUGUGCCUGGGUGCCCGAUGGCUGCCAGCUAUUUACGGGUAGCAAGUGUGGAGUCAUCACCGCCUACAGCAACCGCUUCACCAGCACCACACCUUCAGAGAUAGAGGUGGAGUCUCAGGUUCAUCUAUAUGGGCACACAGGGGAAGUCACCAGCCUGUUUGUCUGCAAACCCUACAAGGCUUUAAAGCUGUUGUGGAGCACAUGGGAUUUAAAACCAGUCAGAGAGAUCACCUUCCCGAAGUCAUUUAAACCCAUCAUCAGCCUGACGUACUCGUGCGACGGCCACCACCUCUACACGGCAAACAGCGAGGGCACGGUGAUGGCGUGGUGUCGACGGGACCAGCAGCGCAUGAAGCUGCCAAUGUUCUACUCCUUCCUGAGCAGCUACGCCGCCGGCUGACAUCGCAUCUGACUUCCUACGCUCCUCUCCUCAGCUCCUCUUCUUCCUCCUCCUCCCUCUGCUCCUGUCUGCUGCACUGAUGGGGAGGAAAAGAAGCCUCAGCAUGGCCUCCUGCUCUGAACCUGCCCUGACUUUUAAUAAUGUCAUCCCCAGCUGAGCAAACUACCACACCCAGCAUUAAGAAGCGAUAAUGAAAACAGUGUUAUAUGUAUAUAGAUAUCUAUAUUUAUAAGGUGAAGUAUUGGAGGAGUGGAUGAAUUUUUGGCUGCAAAAGACACUUUUUCUUUCUGAGCGUUUCUAACAUCCAUCCUAAACUCCUUGACUCCUUCUGUUUUUUGUUUUUUUUUAGCUGAAUCUAUUGCAGUUUUUCCCUGGUAAGCUGCUAAUGUCUGAGCAAAGCCGGAACCAAAAAAAAAAAACAAGUGUAAGGUAGACUCCCGUCUCCCACCUCGGCGGCGCUCGGCUCUCUCACGGCGCCACGGCUGACAGAUUCCUGCCAGAGCUCAGCAAGCAGCGUGUCGUGCUGACGCUGCAGCUCCUGUCACUGCGAGACGCCCCGCUCUGCACGGAGGGGGGGCUGUCGGCCCCGCUCUAGUCUGAGCACCGGUGUCACGGCCCUGCCUCGCUCCGUCUCCCGGCUCUGAAGAGGAACUGCAGGGGAGAUGAGAUGGGAUGAAUUGCACCUUGUGCUGCCUGUUGUUCUGUCCUACUUCUGCAUGCCAGGAUGACGCUGACCUUAACUUUCUGAAUGCGGAUGUGACAUUUACAGUCAUGAGCUCCUCGCCAAACUCAAACCUGGGCUGCAUAUGUCUUCUUGCAUUUACCAAGGCAUAUAUUUAUGUAUUUAUUUCAAGCUGUGGCUCCUGUGUCUCUACUCGCCUUGUCUCAUGGGUUUUCGCUGGAUUUAACCGC